Gaeumannomyces tritici R3-111a-1 is the source of this 1823-nucleotide messenger RNA. RefSeq lists its product as hypothetical. NCBI's taxonomy places the organism in Eukaryota, Fungi, Ascomycota, Sordariomycetes, Magnaporthales, Magnaporthaceae. The coding region runs from base 1 to 1431 and encodes 476 amino acids. Gene Ontology annotation, molecular function: FAD binding. The record is from RefSeq and is a predicted model, not a curated record. The transcript is spliced from 4 exons.
AUGGGUGCCAUGACCAGCACAUGCCUGCCAGAGACUGUUGGCUCGCAGGCCGCGGUGGGUGCAAGGGCACUGCAAGCCAUGGAUGGCAUGCUUUAUCUGCCCGGUGAACUGUGGGUUUUCCAUGUCGUGCCUCAGAUUUCCAGUCAGUGCGCCCAACACGCGCCAGCAGGCAGGCAUCGUCGACCGGCGACCGGCAUUGUGCAAGUCCGGCAAGUCGCCGAUGAUGCAAAGGAUGCGCGGCGCCACUGUCCUCUCCGUCCUGGCCGGCGGCCUGUCCCUCACCGGGCCCGCCGCCGCCGCCGCCGCCGCGACUGCAAGGCCAGGCCGGCCCGGGGCUGCUCCGCCCUCAAGGCCGCCCUCCCCGACAGCGUCUUCUUCCCGCGCGACGCCGUCUACGCGGCCGAGGCGGCGGCCUUCUGGUCCAACACGCAGCUCAUGAACCCCGGCUGCUCCGUCCGCGGCGGCGGCCACAUGGGCAUCCGCGGCGCCAACAACAUCGACGGCGGCGGCAUGCUCAUCGUCAUGCCGGGGCUCGCCACCCUCGAGCUGUCGCCCAACGGCAAGCGCGUCGACCUCGGCCCGGCGCUCAAGUGGGGCGCCGUCUACAAGUACCUGGCCCAGCACAACCUGACCGCCCCCGGCGGCCGCCUGUCCCCCGUCGGCGUGCCCGGCCUUCUCCUCGGCGGCGGCGUCAGCUUCAUCGGCAACCAGGUCGGCUGGGCCGCCGACAACGUCGUCGAGUACGAGGUCGUGCUCGCCAGCGGCGACGUCGUCAAGGUCAACAAGGACGCCAGCCCCGACCUCUUCUGGGCCCUCAAGGGUAGCAGCGCCAACUUUGGCAUCGUGACCAAGUUCACCGUCAACACGUUCCCGUUCACGACGGUCUACGCCGGCACCUACACCGUCUCGGCCGCGCACGGCCCGGCCUUCCUCGACGCCAUCGCCAACUACACGUCCGGGGCCAUCGACCCCCUCUCGCACAUGGUGCCCAUGGCCGUGCCCGCCGCGCCCGGCGUGACCGUCUACUCGGCCAUCCUCUUCUACGACUCGCCGACCGAGUCGGCGCCCGAGUGCUUCAGGGAGUUCCUCGCCCUGCCCGCCGUGAGCACCACCAUGGGCUUCAAGACGGUCGCCGACUUCACCGUCGAGACGGGCAAGCUGGUGGUGGACAAGAUCAACGACGUCUUCAUCGCCGGCACCACGGUCGGCCACGACUACGAGUCGCAGCGCCGCGGCAUCGAGAUCACCAACAGGCCCAUCGGCGCCGUCUGGCAGGAGGCGUCGGAGCGCCAGAACCCCGCCGGCUUCCAGGACGGCUACACGGGCUACGGCGCCGCAAACAAGCAGAAGCUCCUGGACGUGUCGCGCAAGUACGACAGCGAGCGCGUGUUCCAGAAGCUCUGGCCGGGCGGCUUCAAGAUAGGCGCAUAAGCAAAGCUGGACCAUUCCACGUCUGCUUGCCCAAGUAUUGCAUUAACGCAAUAGUAACAAGUAAUACCAAUAAAUGGUUGGCGAGCAUGACCAAAAGGAAUUCCGCGUUGAUCUGUGAUGGCGACCUCCCGAUCGAUUCACGGGAACAUUUGAAGCGGGCCCAGGUCGCAUCUUCUCCGGGGCUAUUACAGGAGGUGGAUAUGAUUCUCUGGGCACGUAACGUUGAUACUUGGCGCCAACCACGGCCCCAAUUGCCGUUACCCGGUAGUGUUUUUGUGUGUCGCACACGGGACUCGGAUGUUUGGUCGUUGGUUAAAUAGGAAAAAGAAAAAACAUUAAAUAAAGAGGAACUAUAAAAGUGAAGCAAAGGGAUGAGAGAAAAAGAAAAUAAG